Amphimedon queenslandica is the source of this 1635-nucleotide messenger RNA. RefSeq lists its product as uncharacterized. The record is from RefSeq and is a predicted model, not a curated record. The coding region runs from base 1 to 1635 and encodes 544 amino acids. The transcript is spliced from 7 exons. Lineage: Eukaryota; Metazoa; Porifera; Demospongiae; Haplosclerida; Niphatidae.
AUGAGAAACGGAUUAUCACUGACCUCAGAGCUAAAGUGUCUGAUAAUGAAUUUAGAAGUAGCAGUGGUUGCUCUUGAAGGAGGACAGUUCCAGUUUCCUCCUAAUACUGUCCUAGUGAGUGCUGUGUAUGCAGUAUCACUCUCAAAGCCUCUCCUCAAACGACUCAAGUUAGAGAUACAGCACUGCGUUGAUUUAACAGGACAACCAGCUCUUAGUCGUUAUCUGAAGUUUGCUAUAGCUCCCGUGAGCACACCCAGUCUUCCUUACCAGUUCUCAAUAAUUAAGGGAGGAGAGUUUAGCUCUAAUAGUGGGUAUGGAUCCAUUCAACGUGAAGAGUUCUGUUUGGUAUGCAUACUGGGAUUGUUAAUAGCAGGAGAUGAUGGAGGAGGAGGAGGAGGAGGUCAGCAGCAACCUCAAGGACAAGGAGCAGGUAUAGUAGCAGCUCAACAGCAACAAGGAGAAGGAGGAGUACUGACAGUACUAGCCCAGGGACAGCAACCAGGAGUUAAUGAACAAACCAACGGACAACAAGGAGAGGAGGGACAAGAAGGACAACAAGAGGAAGGAGAUGAAUCACAAGGAGGACAGCAACAACAACAAAAUGAAUCACAAGGACAGCAACAACAAGAAGAACAACCGCAACAAGAAGAAUCACAAGAAGGAUGGCAUAGAGAAGAAGGAGGAGAUAAUCACAAAGAAGGCAGAGGACAAGAGGAAGAACAACAAAAUCCUGUCCAUGUACAUGUAGAAACAGAAACUGUUAGCAAAGCUGUGCUUUGUACUGAGACUAGCAUAGGCUAUACUGAUGUAAGAAAAAAUAUGAAAUAUUUUGGACUGAUUUAUUAUAGAGAGAAAGGAGUAGAAGAUUUAGUGACAUUCACUGUAGCUAAAGAAUUGGAGGCACUCACUCAAUUUGUUGAGCGGAAAUACUCUGAAGCUGAGAUUGGACCAAAUAUUUCCUUUCGUUUUAAGUUUCCUUAUGAACAUUAUAUUGAAUUAAACUUUAAUGCACAUCAGGAUGAACCAACUACAGGGUGGAUAGUUCAACCACACACUAAACCUAGCAGACUAUAUCAAGAGGACAUUGAUAAAUUUGGUGAUAAAGAAUAUUGUUAUCCUUCGUGUUGUCUCAUUUCAGUUUAUGGAUCGCCUGAUGCUGUCCCUUUUCUUAAUUAUUCUGUACCUCUAGUAGGAGUGGUUAACCUAGUUACAUUGAUCAUUCAUAGGGCACGAAGAAAUCCUCCUCCUCCUUCAACAAGUCCAUCAACUACUGUUAAUGUCGAAAAAAUAAAGAAAGUGAUCAAUGAUGUUCUUCAAUCUCAUUAUGCUGAUCUUACUUCACUACCAAUGGAAGCAGUCCCUGAACUUGCAAAUAAAUUAUUUACUCUUCGUUUAAUCAAUAAAGUUGUCAGAGAAAAUCCUUCAAUAGACAAAAUCAUUUCAGAGUUCCAGGCUAGUCUUACUUUCCAGAGGGAGUUGUCUCAAGUGAAGGAGCACUGUCAAAAGUUCUUAAACUCAUUCGUUGAAGUUAGUGGCAGUUUUGCUUAUGCAGCAAUUGCUUUACACAAGGACUGGAUUGAAGCUAUUAGAAAUAAAAUUGAAAAUAGUGAUUUUAAUAUUGUUAUUGAUGAAUGA